Molecule: messenger RNA, 1224 nt
Organism: Aplysia californica (California sea hare)
Lineage: Eukaryota; Metazoa; Mollusca; Gastropoda; Aplysiida; Aplysiidae
Product: autocrine proliferation repressor protein A
Exons: 11
Coding region: 1-1224 (407 amino acids)
Source: RefSeq, a predicted model, not a curated record
AUGUUCCUCUCCACCCAGGUUAUGGAUGAAUACCCCGCUUUUGACGUAAAAGAGACGACCACGCCUGUGUGGUGGCACUACAUGAUCGUGGCGGUGCCCGAUGUGGUCCACAACACCAACACCUCCUUCAUCUACCUCUCCGACGGAGAUAACCUGGAUCUACACUACAAACCGUACCCCGGCGACAGUUUCUACGACUUCGUCACAAUGAUGGCUGUCACCACAGGGACUGUGUGCGUCAACUUAAGGAACAUACCAUACGCGCCUGUUGUGUUCCAGGACGACCCAGCACGAGCCAACAAGACAGAGGAUGAGAUCAUCGCAUGGACGUGGUGGGAGUUUGUCUCCAACCGCUCCGACAAUCCUGAAUGGCUGCUCAGACUACCCAUGACCAAGAAUGCCCACCAUCACUUCCGAUCCUUGGGAGGCUGGACGUUUGCUUUCAGAGACUACUACCACAUGAAUUUUACUGACCGUUUGGAUGACCCUCGGACAAAGCUCAUGGCGGACAUAGUGGACCCGUUCUUUCGAUUCCCGUAUGGCGAGGUUGUUUGGGUUUGUUUGUUUUUUCAAUCGAGUAUUGCGUACUCCGUCUGUCUGCUUGGACAUUGUAUCCUCAUUAUUUCCUACUUUCUGUCCCCACUGGCAGCUUACAGAGACCUACUGACCAUGCCGAAGUACAUCAUCACCACAGGUGGCGACGAGUUCUUUAUCAUCGACGACAGUUACUAUUACCUCAAAGACAUUCCGGGAGAAAAUUUGCUGAGGACAUUGGCCAAUGCUGAACACCUCUUGAUCUUACACCGCGUAUCGUUGUUCAUGGGAGUGCGCAGCUUCUACAUGAGUGUUUUCCAGGGUAACACCAGUGGUGAGCUGACAAUGACUUGUGAUACAGAACCUAUCGCGGUGGUCGCUGAGUACGCCAAGACAAUCAGCAAAACCAGACGAGACUUUCGACUGUUCAUCGCUGACCCCGUGAACCCAGAGAAGCCCUUCCCACAACCCGUCUUCUGGUUUAAACAAAACGUGCAGAAACUAGGGAACAACAGAUACAGUGUCAUCUUUGACAACCCGCCUGAGGGAUGGCUCGCCUUUCAUAUCCACGCAACUUUCCCAGGACCAGAUGACAGCGUGUUCGAGUUCACCACAGAGAAUAUGAUUAUCCCCAAUUACCUGCCGUUCCCGGACUGCCACAAUGACACUUGCACGGGGACGCUAGUCUGA